Messenger RNA from Seriola aureovittata, 1618 nucleotides. RefSeq names its product transmembrane protein 45a (gene tmem45a). The transcript has 6 exons. The record is from RefSeq and is a predicted model, not a curated record. The coding region runs from base 245 to 1078 and encodes 277 amino acids. Lineage: Eukaryota; Metazoa; Chordata; Actinopteri; Carangiformes; Carangidae.
GAAAAAUAGGAGAAAAAAAAAAAAGAGGUUGUGAAACGAGUCUGGUCUGGAGGCGACGGGUCUCAGGCGAGAAAGCUGAUGUUUACUUCAUGUUUAUCUGAAGAACGGAGGAGAAAACUUUUAUAUUUGCUGCAGGAAAAUGAUUUAUAUGAAGAGACAAUAAGGAUGCUUUGAUUUCCCUGGUUGAACAUACUUCCAGCAACUUUUCAUCUCCAGAAACAAACACACUUGGGUGUGGCGAGUCAUGGGGAGUUUCAAGGGCCACGCACUCCCUGGGAGCUUCUUCCUCGUGGCUGGGAUCUGGUGGACAGGAAAGUACUCCCUCUGGCACGCCACCCGCAGGAACAAGAACAUUGGAUCGACUCGAUUGGCCAGCAGAGCCUCACAGCGCCGCCUGGAGAUCAUCGAAAGCUCUGUCAUACUCUUCUUCUCUUUUGUUGGGAUGCUGGCAGAGCAGUUUGCUGCGGGUGGACCGGGGCUCCAGUUGUACGACUUUGCAGAGAAGCACUGGGAACAACUGAUGAACUGGCAGCACGCCACCAUGUACCUCUUCUUUGGCCUGGCCGGGACUGUGUCUCUGGUUAUCCACACCACAGAGGCUGCUCCGCUGGCUCUGGAUAGGUUAAUGCUGGCCAUCGCUUUCUUUAAUGAAGGAUUUCUCUUCCUCUACCAUCUCCAUGGCAGAAGUAUGCUGGACGUCCAUGUGCAUCAACUCCUGCUCUAUGCCGUCUUUGGAGAGGCUCUUGUUGCCUGCCUGGAGGUCUUCCACCGAGGCAACAUCAUUCUGGAGCUGCUGCGGUGCACCCUCACUAUCCUGCAGGGAAGCUGGUUCUGGCAGAUCGGUUUUGUGCUGUACCCUCCCAGUGGCCCUGAGUGGGACCUAAAGGAUCACAACAAUAUGAUGUUCAUCACCAUGUGUUACUCCUGGCACCUCGCCUUCGCCAUGCUCGUCGUAAGCGUGCUCUAUUGCACCGUCAGCUGUGUGGUUCGCUCCAGAUUGAAGAGGACUCCUCCGAUGGAAAUGGGACUCCUGAAGCCCAGAGAGAGGGAUGCAGAGUCAGAGGAUGAGAUUUUAUGAAGAGGACUGUUGUUCACCCACAUUGUGACUCAUAUAUAUCACAGUUAAAUCAGGGAUGUAAUGUUUGCAGCAAUAGGACAGGAAGCAAGGCAUGCAGACAAAAAAAGGGACAAAGACAUGGUUUCUGGAUGCUUUCCUUUAGAAACACUUGUAUAUCUCUACCUCUGCCUUAUUUAAUCAGCUGUACACCGCCUUUAGCCUUACUCUUAUUGUGCAUUGCUAUUUAUUCUGCUGUGGCCUAAUACUUUGCAUAUAUUCUGUCAUAUCUGUUUAAUAUUAAUUUGCACACACAGUAUAAGUGAACUCAUAAGGAUUUGUGGAUUGCAUGCUUUACAUUUGACCCGCCCAACUUUUCUUGUCAGACAUGUUGGUGUUCAGUAGUGCCAUCUAGUGGUGAAAACAGAUAAUAUUAGUACAGCAGACAUUACUUGAAGGUAUUUGUAUGUGGCUUUUUUGUUUCAUAAUGUUAGGAAGUUGACUCAUACAUGUAAAACAAACCCAAUGCCAAACAAUAAGAAUUUUGUUAAAAUUCUUUAAAUA